AGCUUGGAGGUCCUUGAUAUCGCAAAUAAUGAGAUUAGUGAUUCUUUUCCAUGCUGGAUGAGUACACUCUCUAGACUUCAAGUUCUCAUCCUAAAACACAAGAAGUUUUUUGGACCGCUGGCACCAUCUAGCCACACAAGCAGAGUCACCUGCGGAUUCCCGAGUGCACGGAUUUUGGAUCUAUCCUCAAACAACUUAUCAGGCACACUGAACAAAGAAUGGCUUUCGACAUUAAUGGGCAUGAUGGUAAUAGUUAAUAAUCAGACAUCGGCGAUGCUGGAACAAGAACGACAUCAAAAUCAAGUAUACCAGGUUACCACUGAACUCACAUACAAAGGGUCGGAGCUCACAUUUGAUAAGAUAUUGAGGACCCUUGGAUUCCUUGAUGUCUCACAUAAUGCUUUACAGGGAAGCAUCCCUGAAGCUAUCGGGGAACCUGUUUUGUUGGAAGUGCUCAACAUGUCAUUCACAGGGCCAAUUCCAUCUAAUGAGCUCAGUCAUUUGGCACACUUGGAGGCUUUGGACCUGUCCUCUAAUGAGCUUUCUGGGGCGAUCCCACUGGAGCUAGCAUCGUUGGACUCACUUACGACACUGAACCUCUCCAACAACAAGCUGACGGGGAGCAUACCAGAAUCACCUCAUUUCUCAACAUUCUCCAACAGUUCAUUUCUUGGAAAUGAUGGUUUGUGCGGCCCUCCCUGGUCCAAAGAGUGCAUCAACGACGCAACAACACCAAACGUGGCGUCAAACCAUUCCAAGAAGAAAUACGGAGACAUUGUACUGUUUCUCUUUGAUGGACUGGGAUUUGGUGUUGGGUUCGCAAUCGCCAUUGUUUGGAGAUGGUGAAUCCCCAUCAGGAAACGGUCUUAGA
This is a messenger RNA of Setaria italica (foxtail millet), 871 nucleotides long. RefSeq names its product receptor-like protein 12. Lineage: Eukaryota; Viridiplantae; Streptophyta; Magnoliopsida; Poales; Poaceae. Gene Ontology annotation, molecular function: protein binding. The transcript has a single exon. Bases 58 to 846 code for a protein of 262 amino acids. The record is from RefSeq and is a predicted model, not a curated record.